Rubroshorea leprosula is the source of this 492-nucleotide messenger RNA. The record is from the annotation of a GenBank genome assembly. Lineage: Eukaryota; Viridiplantae; Streptophyta; Magnoliopsida; Malvales; Dipterocarpaceae.
AGUCCUCACCUUUAGCAUUCUGCUCUUUGAGCUGGCGUUGACGAUCAGCAUGGGCUCUUCUUUCCGCCACGAGUCUUCUGAUGCCUCUGCAAUGGCUACUUCCUUCAGCAUGAAGGAAGACAAUGACGAAGUUGAGCUGCAGUGGGCAGCCAUUGAGAGACUUCCUACUUUCCGGCGGAUAAGGUCGUCAUUGUUUCCGAAAGAGGGCAAAGAAGAGAGAGAGAUGGAGGUGAUAGACGUUACCAAGCUUGGAGCCCCGGAACGCCAUGUUUUCAUUGAGAGAUUGAUAACCAGAGUCGAGGAGGAUAAUCUCCGGCUUUUGAAGAAACUCAAAGAAAGAAUGGAAAGGGUGGGAUUGGAGCUGCCGACAAUCGAAGUGAGAUACCAGAAUCUGUGUGUGGAAGCAGAAUGUGAAGUAGUUCAAGGGAAGCCCCUCCCCACUCUAUGGAACACCAUCAGAGGCAUAUAAAAUUAUAAAGAUUAAUGUUUUGC